Molecule: messenger RNA, 741 nt
Organism: Notothenia coriiceps (black rockcod)
Lineage: Eukaryota; Metazoa; Chordata; Actinopteri; Perciformes; Nototheniidae
Product: leucine-rich repeat-containing protein 16B-like
Exons: 9
Coding region: 1-741 (246 amino acids)
Biological process (GO): cell migration; regulation of Arp2/3 complex-mediated actin nucleation
Cellular component (GO): lamellipodium; plasma membrane
Source: RefSeq, a predicted model, not a curated record
AUGGCCCAGUGUAGUAAGAAAAAGCCAAAGUUAGAAGGCGUGCGGCAGCAUUUUGGUAGUCCAAAAUGCUGCCGCACGCCUUCUAACUGGAACACGGACUUGGCGGUAAUCGUGGCAUCCAUUGCGUACAACACCUGGUUCACCAAGCUGCACUGCAAAGACAUGCGCAUAGGCUCUGAGGUGGUGGACCAGGUUCUGCACACAGUCAGCAAGUCCAACACUCUGGAGGAGCUCACUCUGGAGAACGCAGGACUGAAAUCGGACUUUCCGCAGAAGAUGGCGUCGGCGCUGUCUGAGAACCCGGCCUCUGUGAUCCACUCCCUGAACCUGGCCCACAACACGCUGGACAACCAGGGAGUCUCCAACCUGAUUCAACAAGUGUGUCGCCUCAACAAAGGUCUGCGCCUCCUCAACCUCUCCAAGACCUCCCUUUCCUCCAAGGGUGUGGUUACUUUGUCCCAGGCGUUGUGUUCAAGUGACGACUACUCCAAUUCUCUACUGCAUCUGGACCUCAGUAAAAACCCCGGGGUUCUGUCUGGAGAGGACGCAACAAACCUGUACCUGUUCCUGGCCCAGCCCAACUGCCUGGUCCACCUGGACCUCUCUGGGACAGACUGCACCGUGGACUCGGAUAGGAUUCAGGCCAAGAAACAGAAAGUGGGUUUCGUCCUGAAUAAGAAUCGCUCUCCUCACAAAAACAAUGCUAACUCACAGUCUUCCUCCGAGCUCCUCUGUGCAUAA